CCACACCCAAGAUUGCGAACCGAUUCAAUGGAAAACACGUCGAUGAGAGACGGCUUGGCUUGAGGCGAUUUCCAGUCAUCUUGCGAUUGCGAGCACGUGACCGCUUCCCCCAGCGCCCACUCAGUUCCCAAUCCCUGGACUGCGAGUUCCUCCGUCACUGGCUUGAGAUUCCUGACCGGCGUUUGUGCGAAAAUUCAAUGAGAUAUCACGGUGCCCCGCGCUGGAACGAGCUUCGCGAGCGGAUUGGCUCCGAAGCUGGCACGUUCCAGCUUGUCCUCGAUUGCCCCACACCCCAUGCGUGUCGCUGUCACUUGGUUGGCCGUGUUGGUGUCGGACGCUGCCGCCGCCCCGCUCACGAGCAGCUUCUCGGCUGGGCUGCUGGGCGUGCUCUCCAGCAAGCCGAAGCUGAUCUUUGGAGCCAAGAAGACGUUCAAAGGGGAGGACGUCGACUGGGGCCCACAACAGGACGUCAACACCUCCCAUGCGCAUAGUGUCGUGUUGGACAACGAGCGUCCCGACUUCGUAGACUUGCUUACCGGCGAGAACCUCUCUAAGGAGAACGCGACCAAGUACCUGGACCAGGUUUGGGCGCCUACUGUGGAGAGGAGCAUCCCAUUUGCGUCUAUCCACGGGAACCACGACCACUCGGUCAACAUCGCACACGAGGAGGAGAUCAACUACGAGAUUGCCCAACACGGCAAGACACUGUCGUACACCCGGUCGGAUGUCGGACCCCGCCCGUAUGGCUUGGCCAACUACUGGGUCCCUGUGUAUGCCAAAGCAUCGGAUGUCAAGCCCGCGGUGGUGCUGUGGUUCUUCGACUCUCGGUCGUUCGUCACUGGAGAAGCUGGGCCUGUUCUCGACGCAGCGGAUUACUAUUGGGUUGAUGAAAACACUGUGCCGACCUACAUCGAGCAGCAAAGCGCUCUGAUGGAACGUGUGGUGUGUGCUUCUUGGGAGGACGCAGCGAUGAGACUGAGAGAGUUUCCAGUGGGAGAGUCUUCCUCCCGCCUAGGUGUUUGUCCAUAUCCCCGUGCAAAACGCCGACCAUUUGGCUCCUCUGUACGUCAUCUCCUGAUAUCAAGGUCAACGGCACUCACUCUCCACAGACCUAGCGCAGGAGACCACGACGAUGAACCCGACCCCUCGGCACAAGGAUUUCUCAACAACGUGUACACUGGCCUCGAUCUUCCAUUUUGGAACGCCGUCGUCAGCCAUCUCAACGGUGGACCCCAAGUUCGAAAUGGACGUGCAUUCGAGUUGAAGCUGAGUGGUCUGGUGAAGAAGUCGCCCACGGUCAGAUCGUGGAACAGCUAUGAGGACUCGACGACGAAUGAGCAUGUCAUCCUGGGACCGCACUACAUGCCGCAGUACAAUGAUCUCACGCGUUAACUUGAGGAAUGAAAUCAAUCGGUAGCUGUAAUAGAAACAAUGCCGAUCGUGAUUACCAGGUCCUUCACACUGAUUCUAGGAGACAAACGAAGCCUCAAUCCUCGGCUUCAUCAUCCCGCUCUUCCAGCUCGGCGGCCUCUUCAUCAUCUUCCUGACGCUUGGUGACGACGUCACUGUCGGCAUCUCCUUCGUCGUCUUCGCUCCUCUUCGAUUCGGAUGUGUCCUCAUCGGUCCCUUCGGCAGCCUCGGCGUCACCUGCGUCCUCCGUGGCUUCAUCGUCGUCCCGCUUGUCAAAGAUCUCGCCCUCCUCAUCUCCCUCGUCCCGCUUCCUUGCCUCGCCCUCGCCCUCGCCCUCGUCGUUGUCUCGCUUCUCGGCAGCUGUAUCUUCAGCCUGUUCGUCGUCGUCCCCCCGCUUCGUUUCCUGUUCCUCUCCAUCUCCGCAAUCCUCCUCAUGUCGCUUUGAGACCUGACUCAACCCCGCAUCCGCAUCCCCGCUUUCCUGCCCCUGUUUCACCUCGUCCUGGAACUCGACGAUCCACUUUUUCAGCCAGUCGUUCGUGAGCUCUGACGUCCCGCUGUCGGCCAUCUUCUUCUCGACGGCGGGGACGGUUUUGAGGCUGUCGAGCGUGUCCUGCGAGAGAUUGAUGUUGCUCGCGUUGACUGCGAGGAGGAAGUCGCGGCGCUCGGCUGGAGUGGCGUCCUGGUAUGAGGAGAGGCUGAAGUCGCGGCGCUGUGUGGGACGUUGAGUAAGCCGGGUCUAUGCAGGGAUUGACGCUCACCGAGAUGGGCUUUGCGUGA
Molecule: messenger RNA, 2190 nt
Organism: Mycena citricolor
Lineage: Eukaryota; Fungi; Basidiomycota; Agaricomycetes; Agaricales; Mycenaceae
Source: the annotation of a GenBank genome assembly